AUGGCCAGUGCUACAGGCGUACCGGAAACGCGCCCCAGCGACGCCGAAGAAACUGGGUUUACGGGUGGCGAGACCGAACCACUCCUCGGCCGCCCUGGAGAUGCUACGCAAGAGGAGGGCAAAUCAGCCUUCAACAAUCUAGUUCUUGGCACCGGUAUCGUUGCGCAAAUAGGCAUAUGGCUUCUCGUCAUCCUCAUCUGGGCCAGUGUCUUCACCAAGCCUCUCAUCCUCUUCUCAGGGCAUCCUCUCGCCCAGUCCUUUGCAGUUCUGGUGCUGGUGCAGUCCAUCCUCUCCUUGCAGCCCACCCAUACGCUCGAGCAGAAACGCUGGGGACAACGUAUUCACGCUCUACUCAACGUGGUGGCCUUGCUUUCUCUCAUCGCUGGCGUGACAAUCAUUGAAUACAACAAAGUGAAGAACCACAACCCGCACUUUCACUCCGUACAUGCCUACCUUGGCGUCAUCACCGCAGUGGUGCUUCUUCUACAAUAUCUCGUCGGGUUUACCAUGCUGGUUACGCCGAAGCUGUACGGGGGCGAAGAGAACGCAAAGGCCAUUUGGAAGUAUCACCGAUUCAGCGGAUAUUUCGUCCUGCUGCUCCUGUUGGCGACCAUCAACAGUGCCACAGGAACGGAUUAUAACAAGAAUGUACUCAAGCUGAAGCUCUGGGCGACGCUCAUCUUGUCGAUUCUCGUCGUCAUCGGAGUAUAUCCUAGGAUCCAGAAGCAGAAGCUGGGAUUGGGCCGACCAAGCCUGUCGCUUUGA
Messenger RNA from Trichoderma atroviride IMI 206040, 765 nucleotides. RefSeq lists its product as uncharacterized. Lineage: Eukaryota; Fungi; Ascomycota; Sordariomycetes; Hypocreales; Hypocreaceae. Gene Ontology annotation, molecular function: heme binding; transmembrane monodehydroascorbate reductase activity. The record is from RefSeq and is a predicted model, not a curated record.